UUGCAACCUGUGCCUUUGCGCCACCUGGCGGUAGUUUCGCGAAUUACUUUAUUACCUCAGUAAAUACAGUAAAUGUUAUAAAAUAUAUUGAAACACUUACUUGUCGAGAGUGACAUCCUCCCCGUCCAAAAACAGAUCCUCCGGUAUGGAGUCAACGGAUGAAACGUCGUUCUCUUCGUCUCUAAUUUCUUCUUCCGACUCAUCACUGUCACGCCGAGUGCAUUGCUCCACAACUUCAUCAAGUGAAAGCUUUGUUUUCAUCAUUCUCUUCGCCAAACUCUCUCCAAGCUCAAAAACUCUCUGUGAACUGUCCACUAUAUCAGUGUCCUUGGUCCACGCCCCUGGGCACAUGACGCACGAGUUACUGUCAUAAAUUGCACACGGAGCUAUGUGUUGAUAGGUUGAUCCCCCCCGCUAAAAUUGCAUAUUAAUCUUCUCAGAAUUUCAUUGGCUAUCAGAAACGACAGUCAUUCCAAACUCUGAUGCAAUAGGCUCGAUCUAUUGUCCAUCAAAGAGAAGCUGCCCAGUCCAUUGAAGGUGAAGCUUAUUGGCUAUAACUGGCCAUAAACACCUCAUAGAAGCAGCUAUUGGCUCAAGAGAGGUGUCUAUCAAAAGGGCAGAGUUCAGCGGCCAUUUUAAGACCAUUGUUUUUAUGAUCUGUGCUGGCAAACACAAGUUACACGUGAGAAAGCGCAGAUGUAUUGAUUGCACUAUCGGCUAAUCUGAAAUGAUACUACUUCAGGCUGUGGAUGUUUAUCAACAUAUACAUGUGCUAUGGACUAAAUAUUUCACUGAAUUGGAUAGUCUGGACCAUUUCCAGUGUAACUAAACCGUUUUUUUUUUUUGAAUGUAAUGGAUUUUUGGAGCAACAAAGGGCAUUAUAGGUGAGUUUCCUCAGUUUUGUUAUUGUUUUUUCGGUUGUUGCUGGUCUGACAAAGACACUGAUUGUACCUGCUGUGUUAAUUGUUUUUUAAAAUAUCAUUCAUUAUCAUUUUUGUAUCAUUCGAAUCGCAAGAAUCUCAGCUUUCCAAAGAUAUAUAACACGUUUCACUUUUUUUUUUCUUUUUUUUUUUUGGUGUUUCACAAAGUUAACCAUCAAAGCACUGCGUGUCCCGCGGGUGGUACACUGGAAUUGUAUCAGCUGUGAGUCAGUGAAGGACGAUGACGUCUGUUAAAGAGCUGCUCGUGGACUCACUGAAGGAGCUGGUAGAAGCUGAACUGAAGGAGUUUCAUUGGCACUUAAUGAAUGCAUAUCAUAAGUGUAUAUCAAAGUCUGAAAUGGAAAAGGCAGAUAUAUUCGACACAGUGGGAAAUUUGGUGGCAUGUUUUGGACCAGAAGGAGCUGUGAAGAUCAUGGUGGACAUCCUGAGAAAGAUGAAGCAGAAUGAUCUGGCUGAUCAGCUGGAGAAUGAACACAAGCAAGCUCAGGCUGAAGGCAAUAUGAAGACAUAUGUCCCUGUUGGAGAACUGCAAAACUUCUUGAAAACUCACAAAAACAACAUGAAAAAGAAAGCAAAAUUUAUUUUUGAGGGCAACAAAGAAAGUGACACAGAUCUCAAGACUGUUUACACAGAACUGUUUAUCACAGAGGGAGAUAUGAAAGAUGUCAAUCAUGAACAUGAGAUUCUGAAGAUUGAUGAUGUUUUCAGGAACAAAAAAACACAUGUCAAACCAAUCAAAUGCAAUGAUAUAUUUACUGAACUGAGAAAAAACAAUGAGGAGAAGAUUGUGCUGACCAAGGGAGUUGCUGGCAUCGGAAAAACUGUCUCUGUGCAUAAGUUCAUCCUGGACUGGGCAGAAGGAAACACCAAUCAGGAUAUAGAGUGUGUGUUCCUGCUUCCAUUCAGAGACAUCAACGUGAUUAAAGAUAAAGAGAUCAGUCUCCAUGAGUUUCUGCUGAAAUUUUAUCCUGAACUGAAGGACCUGGAGAAAUCUAAGUUAUAUAAGGAAUGUAAGCUAGCAUUUAUAUUUGAUGGACUUGAUGAGAGUCACCUGCCAUUGAACUUUAAAAGCGAAACACUGGACACUGUUGAGGAAAGAGCAUCUGUAGAUGUGCUGUUUACAAGUCUGGUAAAAGGGAAGCCCCUUCAAUCAGCUUUUGUCUGGGUGACAUCACGACCAGCAGCAGCCAAUCAGAUCCCUCCUCGGUAUGUGGGUUUGUUCACAGAGGUGCGAGGAUUCACUGACCAACAGAAGGAGCAGUACUUCAGAAAGAGAAUCACAGAUGAGAUUCAAGCCUCCAGAAUCAUGUCACACAUUAAGACGUCUCGUAGUCUCUACAUCAUGUGUCACAUUCCUGUGUUCUGCUGGAUCACAGCCACAGUACUUCAGGAUACUCUCAUCAUGAACAAUACAGAGAACAUCAGCACAACACUCACUGAAAUAUACAUUCACUUCCUGCGGAUACAGAUGAACAUGAAGAGUCAGAAGUAUGACGAACAAGAAGAAAAUGAAUGUAAAGAGCACUUAAAAUUAAAUAGAAAGAUGAUUUUGAAGUUAGCUAAGCUAGCAUUUGAACAGCUGAAGAAGGAAAACAUUGUAUUCUAUGAGAAAGAUCUGAAAGAAUGUGGUAUUAAUGUGAGUAAAGACACUGAGUUCACAGGAAUGAUCGCUGAGAUCUUUAAGAAGGAAGAUGGACUUUAUAAGACAACAGUCUUCUGCUUUGUGCAUCUGAGUGUUCAAGAGUUCCUCGCUGCAGUGCAUGUGUUCCUCUGUUACCUAAAUAAGAACAUGCGAGAGCUUUGGUUUUUCUUUGAAGAUUCACAAACUACAGCCAUGCAAAAGCUUCAGUUCUUCUUUAGAAAUCUCAAAUUUCAUGACUUAACAAAGAGGGCCACUGACAAAGCAAUGCAGAGUAAGAGAGGACAUCUGGACCUGUUCCUGCGGUUUCUGAUGGGCAUUUCACUGGAAUCGAGUCAGAACCUGCUCAAAGGUCUGAUCACACACACUAAAGAUACCACAGAGAGCAUCACACAAACAACUGAAUACAUUAAAAAUUUACAAAAACAGGACAUCUCAGAUGAAACUUCAGUCAACCUAUUUUACUGCUUACUUGAGCUGAAAAAUAAUUCAUUAUAUGAGGAAAUCCAGAGUUACCUCAGUUCAGAUGAACAUCCUGGAAGAGACCUCUCAUCUUCAAUGUGCACAGUGUUGACCUACAUACUGCUGAUGUCUGAGAAGGAGCUGGAUGAGUUCAACCCAAAGAGGUUCACGUCAAAACAAGCAGACUACAAGAGACUCAUUCCAGCUGUGAGAUGCUGCAGAAAAGCCCUUUUUGACAGCUGUCGUCUUGAUGAAACAUGCUGUGAAACUGUGUCUUCUGCUCUACAAUCUCCAAACUGUCAUCUGACAGAGCUGGACCUGAGUAACAAUCACCUGCAGGAUUCAGGAGUGAGGCUGCUCUCUGAUGGACUGAAGAGUUCACAUUGUCAACUGAACAUACUGAGAUUAUGUGGGUGUAAUCUCACUGCUCGGUCCUGUGAGAGUUUGUCUUCAGCUUUACAAUCCUCAAAUUCCCAUCUAAAUGUGCUGGACCUGAGUAACAAUGACCUGCAGGAUUCAGGAGUGAGGCUACUUUCUGAAGGACUGAAGAGUCCAAACUCUAAGCUGGAGAUAUUGAGAUUUUCCAUCUGUAAUCUCACUGCUGAGUCUUGUGAGAGUUUGUCAUCAGUAUUACAAUCAUCAAAAUCUGUUCUGAAAGAGCUGGACCUGAGUAACAAUGACCUACAGGAUUCAGGAGUGAAGCUGCUUUCUGAUGGACUGAAGAGUCCAAACUGUCAGCUGGAGAUACUGAAGUUGUCUGGCUGUAUGGUGACAGAGGAGGGAUGUUGUUAUGUGUCUUCAGCUCUGACUUUACACCCCUCAUGCUUGAGAGAGCUGGAUCUAAGCUAUAAUCACCUGGGAGAUUCAGGAGUCAAGCUGCUCUCUGAGAAACUGAAGGAUCCAAACUGCUCACUGGACAAAUUCAAUGUGGAUCAUGGAGGAGAAUCCAGGAUUACAGCAGGACUACAGAAAUGGAUCUGUUUUCUCACACUGGAUCCAAACACAGCAAACACUGAUCUCAUUCUGUCUGAGGAGAACAGAAACGUGAAAAGUGUGAGAGAGAAACAGCCAUAUCCUGAUCAUCCAGACAGAUUUGAUGAGUAUCCUCAGGUGUUGUGUAGAGAGAGUGUGUGUGGACGCUGUUAUUGGGAGAUUGAGUGGAGUGGACAUGUGUUUAUAUCAGUGUCAUAUAAGACAAUCAGUAGGAAGGGAUGGGGUAAUGAGUGUUGGUUUGGAUAUAAUAAUCAGUCCUGGAGUUUGUUCUGCUCUCCUGAUAGUUACUCAUUCAGACACAAUAACAUAGAUACGGAUCUCCCUAUGAAGUCCAUCAUCAGGAGAAUAGGAGUGUAUGAUAAUGAUUAUAUCAGUAGAAUAGGAGUGUUUGUGGAUCACAGUGCAGGAACUCUGUCCUUCUACAGCGUCUCCAGAAACACAAUGAGCCUCAUCCACACAGUCCAGACCACAUUCACUCAGCCGCUCUAUCCUGGGUUUUAUGUUUAUUAUGGAUCAUCAGUGAAACUUUUCAUGAAUCCGAAGAGACAAGAGAUUCUACCCAUAAUGCUUUGAGCUGCAUGAUAAAUCAGUAACAGUGAGAUGUUAUAGAGUCUCUUCGUGACAUUAAUACUGCAGCUGAACUUCUGUCACUGAAAUAACAGUCAGAAUAAAUGUGUCACAAAUCCUCAUCUAGACAGUAAGAUCUGUCUGUGUUUUUGUGUGUGUAUGUGAGAGAGAGAGAGUGAGUGUGUGUCUUGUGUUUGUU
Cyprinus carpio (common carp) is the source of this 4801-nucleotide messenger RNA. RefSeq names its product NACHT, LRR and PYD domains-containing protein 12-like. Gene Ontology annotation, molecular function: protein binding. NCBI's taxonomy places the organism in Eukaryota, Metazoa, Chordata, Actinopteri, Cypriniformes, Cyprinidae. The record is from RefSeq and is a predicted model, not a curated record. The transcript is spliced from 10 exons. Bases 1162 to 4608 code for a protein of 1148 amino acids.